UGAAUAAAAGCUCUAGCUUGAAGAAUCCAUAUUAUAUUAGUUUUGCCAAACACUAGCUUUGUAAACAACCUUUUAUUAUAACCUGAGAGGCUGAGAGGAGGAUCUGCCUUACAUUUGGUUUAAAGCGUUUGCUCUUAAGAGUCUGAUCGGUUGGACAUCUGUCUUUGCCUUGGUGGUGGUGGUGGCAGCUUGGUGUGACUAGUGACUAGCAAGUUAGCGAUGGGACCUGGAGGACCUGGCGGCCCUGGUGGUGGUUGGGGUCCGGGACCUGGAGGACCUGGUGGUGGCUGGGGCCCGGGACCUGGAGGUCCUGGUGGCUGGGGUCCGGGGCCUGGAGGACCUUUCGGUCCAGGUCCUGGUGGCUUUUUUGGUGGCUUAUGCAACAUGUUAUCCUCUUGCUUGUAUUGCCUCUGCUGUUGUUGGUUGUUACAAGACUGCUUCGGCGGACCUCGAGGCCCUUUUGGUCCUUCCGGCGGUCCUCCACGAUUCUAAGCUUUCUGUUUUUGCUGGACAGAGGUGAUUCGCUCGUAUUGAGUGUUGUGUGUCAUCUGCUUAGAACUCUUUCUUAAUCUGACUGUUCUGCAUUUUAUUUUGUUGUUCUAUUUAAUAAGUUCACCUCUGUUUGUACUGGUAUUGAAGCCGGGUUUAUGGCACUGUAAACGGCUCCUUUCUGGUAUUACUGUUCCAAUUGAUGGAGUUUAAUUUCGCUCUCUACCUUUAAGACCAUCUUUUCUUACUGUGAUUCUUUUAUUGUGCCUAUAUUAAGGAUUUUAUCAUUUAUGACCCAUGUGUACAAGUGUGUUUUAAUCUGAUCCUGUUGGAAUGUUGUUCAUGUG
Molecule: messenger RNA, 836 nt
Organism: Rubroshorea leprosula
Lineage: Eukaryota; Viridiplantae; Streptophyta; Magnoliopsida; Malvales; Dipterocarpaceae
Source: the annotation of a GenBank genome assembly